This is a messenger RNA of Mycena indigotica, 603 nucleotides long. Its product is annotated as SNARE protein. The transcript is spliced from 3 exons. Gene Ontology annotation, cellular component: membrane; Golgi apparatus. The coding region runs from base 1 to 603 and encodes 200 amino acids. NCBI's taxonomy places the organism in Eukaryota, Fungi, Basidiomycota, Agaricomycetes, Agaricales, Mycenaceae. The record is from RefSeq and is a predicted model, not a curated record. Gene Ontology annotation, biological process: endoplasmic reticulum to Golgi vesicle-mediated transport. Gene Ontology annotation, molecular function: SNAP receptor activity.
AUGGUCAAGAUAUUCAGCAUAAGCAUAAUCCAGGCUCCCCAGUCAGGAGCGAGUACCCUACUUGCGACCGCAAACGACCUUUCUUCGUUCUCGUUCUACCAGCGAGGAUCGGUCGGCGAAUUCAUGACAUUCUUCUCCAAGACGGUGGCGGAACGAACUGGAGCUGGUCAACGACAAAGCGUUCAGGAGAAUAAUUAUACUGCGCAUGUCUACAACCGAGGAGGGUCAGAGCAACUUGCGGCGGUGAUCAUAACCGACCAGGAGUAUCCUGUUCGACCAGCAUUCUCCCUAUUGACCAAAGUUUUGGAUGAAUUUGUGGCCAAGGUGCCGCAAUCGUCGUGGGAUAACCCGUCAUCCAUUUCCUUCUCGGAGCUCUCCACCUAUAUCAGCCGAUACCAAGACCCACGCCAGGCAGACACUAUUAUGCGAGUCCAGGCGGAACUGGACGAGACUAAGAUUGUUCUGCACAAGACAAUCGAGUCAGUGCUUGAACGAGGCGAACGCUUAGACACACUGGUGGAUCGGUCAAACCAGCUCUCUGCUCAGAGCAAGAUGUUCUACAAGACUGCCAAGAAGCAGAAUAGCUGUUGUGUUAUCAUGUAG